Molecule: messenger RNA, 2055 nt
Organism: Amborella trichopoda
Lineage: Eukaryota; Viridiplantae; Streptophyta; Magnoliopsida; Amborellales; Amborellaceae
Product: serine/threonine/tyrosine-protein kinase HT1
Biological process (GO): protein phosphorylation; signal transduction
Cellular component (GO): cytoplasm
Molecular function (GO): protein serine/threonine kinase activity; ATP binding
Source: RefSeq, a predicted model, not a curated record
ACAGCCACCCAUGAAAGAGAGAAGAGACAGAGAUCCCAUGCGUGGUGGGCAGGCCUCUCUCUCUCUCUAAAGAGUCAAGAAGACAUCUCUACUUUCCUAUCACGCAAUCACGAGGGAUCCCUGAAUUUACAACUUUUGCCUACAAUCACACACACACACCCUCUUCAACAAAAAGUUGGCCAACCCACCAAAAAAUCAAUCUCUCUCUCUCUGACUGAAAAAUAUAGAAAAAAAACAACAGUAAUUGAGAUGAACUCUCUCUCUCUAUCUCUCCAUAGAACAAAUGUUACUGAAGUAACAACCAACACUAACGACCAUGGCUUCCCGUCAAAAGCCACCUGAGACAAACAUCAGCACAAGGCUUAACCAACUUUAAAAACACUGAAAAAAUCCAUGGCUUCCUUCUUUUGUCUGAACAGUGAGCCGAGGAGAACUUCCACCCGCUCCUCCAAUGCCCAAAGCUUUGUUGGGUGUCUCUGGUUUUUCCAGAGAAGCGGCAAAAAGGGAAAUGUGGGCCUUCCUGAAGCUCUCAGACUCAAUUAUGGUGGUGGUGGUGAGGAGUAUAAUUUGGAUAGGAGGUGUAGCAGUGUUGAAUCAUGGACCAUGUUCUUGGAAUAUGAUAUGGGCGAUCAACCUGCUGUUUCAGAGGGGGCUGGAGAAGAAUGGAGGGCUGAUAUGUCGCAGUUGUUUAUUGGGAAUAAGUUUGCUUCUGGUUCUCAUAGUAGGAUAUACAGGGGGAUUUAUAAGCAAAGAGCAGUUGCAGUGAAAUUGGGGAGAGUUCCUGAACAAGAUGAGAACACUCGAGUGUUGCUCGAAAAGCAAUUCUCUUCGGAGGUUGCUUUGCUUUCUAGGCUUUUCCACCCCAAUAUUGUUGAGUUUAUUGCAGCUUGCAAAAAGCCUCCAGUGUAUUGCAUAAUCACGGAAUAUAUGUCUCAAGGCACAUUAAGGAUGUUUCUCCACAAAAAGGAGCCAUAUUCUCUCCCAAUUGAGAUGAUUUUAAGAUUUGCUCUCGAUAUUUCUAGGGGCAUGCUCUACCUUCAUUCUCAAGGUGUUAUCCACAGAGACCUCAAGUCAGAUAAUUUGCUCCUUAAUGAUGAGAUGUGUGUCAAGGUUGCUGACUUUGGUACCUCCUGCCUUGAGACUCAAUGUCGGUCCACCAAAGGAUUCAUGGGGACGUACAGGUGGAUGGCUCCCGAAAUGAUCAAGGAGAAACCCUACACGCGGAAGGUUGAUGUAUAUAGUUUUGGCAUUGUUCUUUGGGAACUUGCAACUGCUUUAGUUCCAUUCCAAGAAAUGACUCCUGUACAGGCUGCUUAUGCAGUGUCACAUAAGAAUGCUCGGCCCUACUUACCAGCCGAUUGUUCUCCGGCACUGGCCAACCUUAUAAGGCAAUGUUGGUCUAGAAAUCCCGCUAAGAGACCAGAUUUUAGCUCCAUUGUUUCAGUGCUAGAGAGAUUUGAUGAAUGCCAGAGGCAAACUAAGUCUCUCCUCUCAAAUACUAAGGGGCCUAACAGCUAUGAGCUUUUCAGGAACUUCAAGAGCUGUGUCACCUCGAGUUCAUCUGAACCCAUUCAUUCCUGAGCCUAGGGGUGGGGCUUGUGCAUACUUACAUAGUGGUGGCUGAUUAGUUCCAUUUAUUGUGUAUAUACCAAAACUAGUUGCUAUUUGUGAUUUUUUUUUCCCACUGCCCUUCUAGGUGGUACAUAUAAUGAAAUUGCUUGCUGUAGGGUGCCUUUUUGUAGACUCUAACAUGCACAUAGGGGCUUAUGUUCUUACAAAUUAAACCCCUCAUUAGGAGUACUGUAUUUAUGGGACCACAUGCCAUAUUUCAUUGCUUGGACAACAAAAAACCCAGUAUUUGUUGGCCAUACUAACCCUUUUCUUUUGCCAAAAAUGGAAUUUUGGCCUUCCUAACUGGGGGUCCUGUGUCAGGAUCCUCAAACUCCUUGUGCAAGCUUAACCUUUUUCUUUGUUUUUUUUCUUUAUUCAAGGGAUAAUAGAGGUAGACUAAUAAAUGAGAAGGAUUCUAAGAGAGCAACUCAAUUGUAAUUUGAU